AUGUGAACUUUCAGUUUUCUUGAAUUCCAGUACAAGCUUUCAAGGAACAAGUUCUUGUGCAAACCAUCUCGCUUAUUUUCCAGAGACAGGCAGCACUUGGGCUUACUACCUGCUUUCCAGCUCGAUUUAAAUGAGCUGAGGGAAGUUUUUAAUAAGUUUGAUUCCAACAAAGAUGGGAAGAUUUCUCAGAUGGAGUACAAGGCCAUGUUGAGGGCUCUAAGGCUAGGAAACACGACUCGAGAUGUGCCCACGAUUUUCCAGGUGGCAGAUAUUGAUGGAGAUGGGUUUAUCAAUUUUAAAGACUUCGUGGAAGUACACAGGAGGAGUGGUGGGGUUAAGACCAUGGACAUACAGAACGCAUUCCGCACUUUUGAUCUGAACUGUGAUGGAAAGACAAGUGCAGAGGAAGUGACGGAAAUAUUAUGGAGGCUUGGGGAGAGGUGCACCCUCCAAGAUUGCCAGAAAAUGGUGGCAGCAGUAGACACUGACAGCGACGGUAUGGUUGGCAUGGAUGAAUUCAUGACUAUGAUGACUAGCACUAUGAAGCUUGCUUAAAAGGGCCCUUUCUGUUAUAUUUCCCGGGUUUCUUUCUUUAAUAGCCCAAUCUAAAAAAUGCCGUUUCGUUGCUACCUUUGUUUUCUCCGUUUAGCAGAUGACAGUUGUUUGUUUCAAAGAA
Theobroma umbraticum is the source of this 676-nucleotide messenger RNA. It is a transcript of the gene CML30, whose product is annotated as Calcium-binding EF-hand family protein. NCBI's taxonomy places the organism in Eukaryota, Viridiplantae, Streptophyta, Magnoliopsida, Malvales, Malvaceae. The record is from RefSeq and is a predicted model, not a curated record. Gene Ontology annotation, molecular function: calcium ion binding.